AUGGAGGCACCGUCUGUUCCAGACAGGCGUUAUUCGCUUUUUGACGAAAUCAAUAACAUCGAAUCUACAGACGAUAAUGAGAUCUUUCGACUGGUGACAAACCUUGAUGAGCAUGUUGCGAACUCAGAGGGCUUCCGCUGGCAUGCAGUUAGCACACAAAAAGCCCAGGAUCGCGUUCGAUCCAACUAUCGACACUUUCUCCGGGCCAUAAAGGUGAUCAACGAUAGCAUGUCGGGUGAGGAGGUUGACCGAGAAAUGUUUCUUGUCAAUCAACGCGAGGUCACCAAGCGUCUCAAGCUAUUUAUUAUGUUUAUUGCCAAGUUUGGCCGGGGUCGUGCUCAGGGAGUCAAGAUUAGCUACCGCGGCCUGGUGGUGUACCGCAAUUGCCUCAUGUUCUGGGUUGACAGAAUGGCCACGAUUUACAGCACAACCCCUCUGCCUCGACGUGUACUGUUCAUUACAAUCACCGAAGCGAUGAGAUAUGCCACCCAGAGCUUUGGGUUAAACACUACCGGCAACAUGGAAAUGUCCAAGAUUGGUCUUGCAGAACUACGUCAGUUGAUAGACAUCGAUAUGAUCACCACUCCUGAGAUCUCAGUCGCGGAGCUUCAUCACCUGGCAUGGUGCAUAGGAAGAGUAUGCGCUGUUCGGCCAGGAUCACUUGCUAGAAGUGAUCAUCGACCAGUUGACGCCCCAGAGAAACCAUUCUUAACAUGGGGAGAUAUUGAACUUUCCCGCGGUAGCGAGGAUGGCAAAUUCACUGCCAAGAUCACCAUACGAAACCUCAAGACUAAUUACAAAGAUCCAGAGAAAGCCAGAAACAAGGGUUCAGCCCCCUCUGAGUUAAAAUGCAUCAUCAAGUCGCCUCAGGUUGUCUCGAACCUCAUCUUCUCUAUACCUCAUCGGCUGCUUGUCAUUGCUAUUCGACGUGGGAUUCUCGCUGGCAUACAAACUCUAGACCAGCUGCUGAGUUCAGAGCUGCAAUACAUCACGAUUAGACAAGAGUUUCUCGACAAGCCGGUAUUCCUUGCAGCCGGUCCUCGCGGCCUGACUCUCACUGAGAAGUCUAUGAGAGCCACUGCUCUGACGACGUACAUUUCCCUUCGAGGAAAGAAGAUUGGCUAUGCUCAGGAUCUCACAUUCUACUCUCUACGGCGACGUGCAGCAACAGAUCUUAGCCGCAAGAUAGGCAAGGAUGCUGCACGCUCUCUUAUGAACCACGAUCCGAACUCUCGGAUCCUUGAGAAAUAUUAUCUAUCACUCGAAGAUACUCUUGAUGUUAGUGGAUUAGCUCUUGAUGAGCUUGACGGCAGAGAAAACAACGAUGGUCACACUGAAGACCUGCUAAAGGCUGGGAAUGACCUUGCUAUUCAUGUUCUUUCCAAUGAGCGAGCACGAAGAGUCCAUGGGCCAGCUCUGAACGCUCUGAUGAAUCAAAUGAUGGCGGGUGAUGAAAACUACCCGGCUCUUGCGUCAGCGGAAACGCUUCGAUAUUACAAACGCCGCGUUCGCCGCGCUGCAUUCAAGACACUACUUGCAAAGGAAGUCCAGGAUCAACGUCUCAAGAUGAGCCAAACAGAUUACAACGAGAGACUGGAACGUCUAGGAAGAUCACGCCUCAUUCAAUUUGUUCUCAGCCAAGCUCGACAGAACUUAGAAGCUCCAGAACCAAGUGAGGAUGAAAUCACGGGUGAUGAGCCUGAUUCCGCAGUGGAUGAGAACACCGGGCUAUUUGUUCAUGAUGUAGAGGAACUGCACGAAGAGGACCUCGACGAGCAAGUAGAGGAGGCUGGUGAUGCACCAGUUCACCGAGAUCUGGAUGAAGAACAACUCGAUUUUGCCGAACAUGCAAAUGAUUUUGAUGAUGAUAUCUCAUAUUUCGAAGCCGCCAAAGCAUUUAUGCAGCUUAUACUCGACAACCCGAUGAGCGAGUAUCAGAACUUGAGAAGUGAGGGCGUCCAUUGCUCUCGCUGCCAAGAGGACGAAACAAUCAGCCAGGAAUUGAAGAACAAGAAGUACUUUGACGCUACCCAUCUGCAUGACCACGAACAAUCCAAGCUUCACCUCCCGAAGCAAAAGUGGAAACGACAGAUCACUCGGGCUUUUGAGGCUUCUGGUGAAACCCGUAUUGCUUGCCCUUACUGCAAGCAGCUCGGCAAGGACUCGAGCUUUUUCCAUAUCAAAGCGCUGGUUAAACACAUCGAAUACGGAAACUUCGGUGAUGGGCAUGACCGGUUGAAGCGCGCCGAUGGGUGGUAUGACGAUGGCUGGGACAAGAACCCUAAGGCAAAGUUGAAGACAUUCCUUAAGAACAGUGAGAGGCAGCGUCAAGUUAAGUUGGCUUCUCUCAACAUACGAUAUAGCCAGUACGAGCCAGCUGCUGGGCCGGUGCCCCAUCCUACCAUACCCGGAGUCCUGCUGGGCCCUGGUUCUCGCACGAUCACUCGACCUGGGGUGAAGUUUGUGUCUACAGACGAACUCUCCAAGCCCUCUCCUGUGCCCGAGCACCAAAAACCCUUGAUUAAAUCUGGUGAUCCAUUUGAGCCAUUCGAAGUACCCAAGCACUACGAAGACUUCGUUAAGAUUACACGCAUGAGGGUCGCAAACGUUGAAGCAGGACAACCAGCUGAUAGUGCUGGUGAUGGCGCUGGCAGCGAUGCUGGUGACGAUGCCGGUAAUGAGAAUUGA
Fusarium sp. VM40 is the source of this 2688-nucleotide messenger RNA. The record is from the annotation of a GenBank genome assembly. Lineage: Eukaryota; Fungi; Ascomycota; Sordariomycetes; Hypocreales; Nectriaceae.